AUGGGAGGAGCCACGCCCCUGGUGCGGCCCCUGGUAUCUUGCCUCUCACUCGCCUGCCUUCCCCCCUCCCCCUCCUCUCCCUAACCUCAGGUUUGUGAACAACGUGCUGAGCACAGGACAGACGGUCUACCUGCGCAAGAUGGGGGGAGCUACGAUGCCAGCAGCAGCAGCAGGGGUGGUGGGGGCAGAUGGGGUCAUUGACGUGGGGCUUGUGGAGCCCUCUGCACCGCCCAGCACCACUGCGUCUGCUGUGUCUGCUGCUGUGGCGGCACCAACAGUGACGGCCCCGUCUGCUGGGACUGCUCCCAUGGGGCUGAGCAAGGAGGAGGAGGAGAAGGAGAGGGCCCGCGCUGAAAGGUUCCGGAAACGCAAGGAGGCAGAGGCAGCAAAGCGGGCGGGGAGGACGGUGGGGGAUGAUGGGGGAGCAGCUGCAGCAGUCAAUGUGGAUGACAAGGACAGGGAACGGGCAGAGAGGUGA
This is a messenger RNA of Closterium sp. NIES-65, 478 nucleotides long. The record is from the annotation of a GenBank genome assembly. NCBI's taxonomy places the organism in Eukaryota, Viridiplantae, Streptophyta, Zygnematophyceae, Desmidiales, Closteriaceae.